GGCCCACUAUGAACAGUGUUGUCAACAUGUUGUUACAGCAUUGUUCAACUGUAACAACUUGGAACAACAUGGUUGACAACUUGUUUAUAGUUGGCCGCACAACAUUGUUCACGCCUGUCGAUAUCAACUUGCAACAACUUGUGCGUUUUUAGCCGUGUAGUAUUAUUAUUUGAAGCGUUAAACUAACAAAAUGUUUUAUAUAGGUAUUCUGUGUUUUGUGGCAGCAGAAUUACAUAUGGUAUUUUAGGAUUUUCUCUAACAGUUCAAACGCAGGCUGAAAAGUACAGGUAUAUAUUUAUAAUUAUUAAUAUCAAGAUUUUGUACCAUAAAUAAUAAGAUUCAUGCACUUAAUAUAAGAACCAGCAUUUAUGUUCCUGAUGCCAUUAUAUCAUAUCAUUAUAAUUAGUAUUCAAAUAGGCACAGUUGGACAAUGUUCGUGAUAAAUAAUAUUGAAUAAAUGUUCAAAUUUAUUUUCUAGUGCCGACUUUGUUAAGGAACGGAUGGAUCUCUUCUUGAAUGACUUUCUACGAAAUUUACCAAAUAUCGAUCCUGACGUUUUCAAAAAUCAUGUAUGUUUGUUGUGGCUAUAGCUUCAAUGAUUCAUGUUAAUAUUGCCUGGAAGAAAAUAUCACUAUUACACUGAAGUUGUUAUUAAAUUCUCAAAUUAAAUACUACUAAUCAGGACUGCAAAUAAAUAUUCUUGACAGGACAUAUGUCUGACCAGUUUCCAAUUUAGUUGUGCAUAACUCAAAUUCAGUGGUCGGACAUAAAUGUAUUAGCACUAUAUUAUGUUUGCUCGGACACAUAAUGUUUAGUUCUUUCAUGCUUAUGAGUACUGAAUUGGUAUUUAAUACAACAUACAACUUGCUUUUAAACAGCAAAAGAGCCUUUAAAAAUUUAGUUUAUAAUUAUAGUCAAAUGAUCAUUAUAGAACAAGUUAUUAAUAAUAUACAAUGAAUUGUAAUAUUAUAUCCAUGGACUGAUUAAUCAAUAAUUGCAAAUGCGUUGUUCUCAAAUACAGGUUUCUUCAAUGAUGAAAGUGAAGCAACAUGAAGAUUUGAAUAUAGCUGAAGAAGUCGAUCGAAACUGGAAAGAAGUAACUGAUGAAACUUAUAGUUUCGAACGACUGAAUAACGAGGUAUAAAGGUAGAAAUGUACUAGAAUAUUGUGUAACACCUAAUUUGUACAACAUAAUUUUUGAGAGCAUAUAUCUUAGCUCUAGAUACUAUGCUAUCGAGUUGUUUAUGUGUAUGUGCAUGCGUGCGUUAAACAUUCAGGUCGACUAAUUAGGGCUGUACGCCUGCGAACAUGCAUGCAGGUAGUAAAACAAAUAUGGCGACUUUCUACAGGGUGACGAGUUG
Messenger RNA from Paramuricea clavata, 1361 nucleotides. NCBI's taxonomy places the organism in Eukaryota, Metazoa, Cnidaria, Anthozoa, Malacalcyonacea, Plexauridae. The record is from the annotation of a GenBank genome assembly.